Molecule: messenger RNA, 2682 nt
Organism: Limulus polyphemus (Atlantic horseshoe crab)
Lineage: Eukaryota; Metazoa; Arthropoda; Merostomata; Xiphosura; Limulidae
Gene: eIF3c
Product: eukaryotic translation initiation factor 3 subunit C-like
Exons: 20
Coding region: 162-2564 (800 amino acids)
Biological process (GO): translational initiation
Cellular component (GO): eukaryotic translation initiation factor 3 complex
Molecular function (GO): translation initiation factor binding; RNA binding; translation initiation factor activity
Source: RefSeq, a predicted model, not a curated record
GCGGUAAGGUUGUUGUCACGUUUACUAUUCCAUUUUAUGAUUUUGUUGAGAUCAGGUACACUAAAUUUAUUGUAGUUGGUUAACAGUUUAAUAUUUAAUAAAGUUUUUCGUUGGUUUAUAACGUGCCUGUUGUUUUAUUGUAUCGAUAGAGUAAAAGCAUAAUGAGUCGUUUCUUCGCUGUAUCUGAUUCUGAGAGUGAGUCCUCGUCGAGUGAGGAGGAGCAGGUGCAACAAAAAGCACCAGUCAUAUCAUCAGCUUUUACUUUUAGUGACGAUGAAGAAGAAACAAAACGAGUCGUUCGCAGUGCUAGAGAAAAGAGGUAUGAAGAACUUACAGAUAUAAUUAAGCAACUUAGAAACCACAAGAAGAUCAAGGAUUUCACAAAGAUGCUCACAGGUUUUGAGAGCCUGACUAAAGCAUUUCAGAAGGCGAGACCCGUAAUAGAUAAGGAGGAAGACGGUAUCACUCCAAAAUUUUAUAUUCGUUGCUUAGUGGAGAUUGAAGAUUUUAUAUGUGAAUGUUGGGAAGAUCGUGAUGGAAGAAAAAACAUGUCCAAAAACAACUCUAAAUCGCUCGCCACUUUACGACAGAAGCUAAGAAAAUAUAACAAGGACUUCGAUACUGAAUUAGCGACCUAUAGAGAAAAUCCUGAAGUUGAGGAAGAAAAAGAUGAACAAGAAGAAUCUGAGUCUGAUGAUGAUGAUGAGGCAGAAGAUUUUCUUAAGAAACCAGCAGCUUCUGAAUUCAAGGAAGAACCUAAAUCGAAGUUCAUUGCUGGAUCAGAUGAUGAGGAGGAAUCAGAUGAUGAUUCUUUUGACUGGGGAGGUUCUUCUGAAAGUGAAAGUUCACUUUCCAGUGAUGAUGAAAAAUAUGGAGGAAACCUGGCAGCAAAGUUUCUGAAAAAAACAACAGACAAAGAUGAACAGAAAGAAAAGAAGCGAGAGAAGAAAAGAGAUAAAGAGAAAAAAGAGAAGAAGAAAGAUGACGGAGAAGGUGAAUGGGAAGAGGUUAAAGGUGGUGUUCCUUUAAUCGAGGAAAAGCCUAAGAUGUUUGCAAAAGAUGCUGAAAUCAACCAUCAGCUAGUGGUGAAGAAGUUAAAUGAAAUCCUUGCAGCUCGAGGCAAGAAGGGAACUGAUAGAAACGAGCAGAUUGAAAUGUUACACGAGCUUCUCAGCAUUUCAAAUGCAAACAACCUCGGACCAGCAAUGGAGGUUAAAAUAAUGUUUGCUCUCAUUACGGCUAUAUUUGACUACAACCCCAACAUAGCCACUUGUAUGCGGUCAGAGAUAUGGCAAAAGUGUUUAGAACAUUUGAGUCUCCUACUGGACUUGUUGGUCCAGAAUCCAGAUGUAACUAUGGGAGAACACAUUCCCGAGGAGUCUGAACUGUUGGUUACACCUCCAUAUCGUGUGCGGGGCUGUGUACUGACUCUUAUUGACAGGAUGGACGAAGAAUUCACAAAAAUGCUGCAGGCAUGUGAUGCACAUUCUCCAGAAUACCUGGAGCGACUAAAAGAUGAGACGGCUGUGUAUAAUAUCAUUGAGAAGUACAAGAAUUACCUGGAGGGUAGAGGAUCCAACUCGGAGCUCUGCUUUAUCUAUCUGCGUAUGAUCGAUCACAUCUAUUACAAGAUUUUGUAUAACCGAGCUAUGGUUCAGUUAGGACUAUGUGCUUUCCGACACGGAAAUAUCAGAGAUGCCCAUAAUGCUCUCCUCGAUAUUCAGAGUGGCGGACGUGCCAAGGAACUUCUUGCUCAGGGCCUACUUCCUCAGCGCCAGCACGAACGAACAGCGGAGCAGGAGAAGAUCGAAAAAAGACGGCAGAUGCCGUUCCACAAACACAUAAAUUUGGAACUUUUGGAGUGCGUGUAUCUUGUGUCAGCCAUGUUGUUGGAGAUUCCGUACAUGGCUGCACACGAACUAGAUGGUCGAAAACGUAUGAUCAGUAAAUCUUUUCAUCACCAGUUACGGAACAGUGAACGGCAACCUCUCGUUGGUCCACCUGAAAGCAUGAGAGAGCAUGUUGUUGCUGCUUCAAAAGCCAUGAGGGUUGGAAACUGGAAACAGUGCAAGAAUUAUAUUAUCAAUGAGAAAAUGAAUGCCAAGGUUUGGGACCUGUUCCAUAAAGCAGACAAGGUACGAGAAAUGAUCUGCCAGAAGAUUCAGGAGGAAUCACUCCGGUCAUAUUUGUUCACGUACAGUAACGUGUAUGAUUCCAUCUCCAUGAAUAUUCUGUCCGAAAUGUUUGAACUUGAAAAAUCAAUCGUGCACAGCAUCAUCAGCAAAAUGAUCAUCAACGAGGAACUUAUGGCAUCCUUGGAUGAGCCAACUCAGACAGUCGUCAUGCACCGUACAGAGCCCUCUCGUAUACAGGCUCUUUCUCUUCAGCUUGCUGAUAAGAUUACUAACCUUGUGGAACAAAACGAACGGUUCUGGGAAACUAAACAAGGAUCUUUCUUUGGAAGAAACAUAGGUCAACAAGGAUAUCGUGAUUCGGGGUAUCAGAAGACUGGAUAUUCUCAACAGGACAGGAAUUGGGGUCGUCGAAAUGCUCAACGCAAUUAGUAGAAGAAUGACUUAACCAUAAAUAGCAUUUCAUAAUUUAUGUUGAGUGUUCAUUUUUGGCUUGAGAAGGAUUUGUACUGUACACAACUUGAAGGAAAUAAAGUUCAGAAAUUACCUA